Messenger RNA from Jaculus jaculus (lesser Egyptian jerboa), 1904 nucleotides. RefSeq names its product TNF receptor associated factor 7 (gene Traf7). The record is from RefSeq and is a predicted model, not a curated record. Lineage: Eukaryota; Metazoa; Chordata; Mammalia; Rodentia; Dipodidae. Gene Ontology annotation, cellular component: nucleolus. Gene Ontology annotation, biological process: ribosomal large subunit assembly; Notch signaling pathway. Gene Ontology annotation, molecular function: protein binding; zinc ion binding. Bases 1 to 1569 code for a protein of 522 amino acids. The transcript is spliced from 15 exons.
AUGAUGCUGGAGGGUGGUGCUGCUGCUCCGGGUCGCUGGCGGGCGGGUACCGCCAUGUAUGUGAUGUACCAGCCUGUGUUCAACUUCAACAUUUGUUUUGCUCUGAGCCAGGGUCCCCAUAGGCCUGGCCUGGUCUUACCAGCAGCUGUCUUGGGGCACUUGGCACCUUUUCCGCUUUUGGGCUCAGGUCCCCUUCCCGUGUCCCACGUGCACAGGGAUCACGAGAGCAGUUGUGACUAUAGGCCUGUGCGUUGCCCCAACAACCCCAGCUGCCCGCCCCUGCUCAAGAUGAACCUUGAGGCCCACCUGAAGGAGUGUGAGCACAUCAAGUGUCCCCACUCCAAGUACGGGUGCACGUUCAUCGGGAACCAGGACACGUAUGAAACGCACCUGGAGACAUGCCGCUUUGAGGGCCUGAAGGAGUUCCUGCAGCAGACGGAUGACCGCUUCCAUGAGAUGCACGUGGCGCUGGCCCAGAAGGACCAGGAGAUUGCCUUCCUGCGCUCCAUGCUGGGCAAACUCUCGGAGAAGAUCGACCAGCUGGAGAAGAGCCUGGAGCUCAAGUUUGAUGUCCUCGAUGAGAACCAGAGCAAGCUUAGUGAGGACCUCAUGGAAUUCAGGAGGGACGCGUCCAUGUUGAAUGAUGAGCUGUCCCACAUCAAUGCACGCCUGAACAUGGGCAUCCUAGGAUCCUAUGACCCUCAGCAGAUCUUCAAGUGCAAAGGGACCUUUGUGGGCCACCAGGGCCCCGUCUGGUGUCUCUGUGUCUAUUCUAUGGGUGACCUUCUCUUCAGCGGUUCCUCUGACAAGACCAUCAAGGUGUGGGACACAUGUACCACUUACAAGUGCCAGAAGACACUGGAGGGCCACGAUGGCAUUGUGCUGGCGCUCUGCAUCCAGGGGUGCAAACUGUACAGCGGGUCUGCAGACUGCACCAUCAUCGUGUGGGACAUCCAAAACCUGCAGAAGGUGAACACCAUCCGGGCCCACGACAACCCCGUGUGCACCCUGGUGUCCUCCCACAACAUGCUCUUCAGUGGCUCCUUGAAGGCCAUCAAGGUCUGGGACAUCGUGGGCACCGAGCUGAGGUUGAAGAAGGAGCUCACGGGCCUCAACCACUGGGUGCGGGCCCUGGUGGCGGCCCAGACCUACCUGUACAGCGGCUCCUACCAGACAAUCAAGAUAUGGGACAUCCGGACCCUUGACUGCAUCCACGUCCUGCAGACAUCUGGCGGCAGUGUCUACUCCAUCGCUGUGACGAAUCACCACAUUGUCUGUGGCACCUAUGAGAACCUCAUUCACGUGUGGGACAUUGAGUCUAAGGAACAGGUGCGGACUCUAACGGGCCAUGUGGGCACAGUGUAUGCCCUGGCAGUUAUUUCAACACCAGACCAGACCAAAGUCUUCAGUGCAUCCUAUGACCGGUCCCUCAGGGUCUGGAGUAUGGACAACAUGAUCUGCACACAGACCCUGCUGCGCCAUCAGGGCAGUGUGACUGCUCUGGCUGUGUCCCGAGGCAGACUCUUCUCGGGGGCUGUGGAUAGCACUGUGAAGGUCUGGACGUGCUAACAGAAUGGAUCUAUCAGCCAGGCUGGCCAUGUGUGGUGGCCCUGGCAUUUCUGACUGUCCUGUGGGUACAAGUAGCCUGGCUCAGGCGUUCAGACACUGCUCCCCUUGCCCUGUGCUCCGCGAGCCUCUCUUCCUUAGGUCCUGCCCUCACUGCUGCCAGUGAAAUGCCCAGGCCCCUCUCUGGGUGCCAGGUACGAUGCUCGCCCGGCCACUCGUCACUCCCACCAUUCUUCACUCCAGAUGGACUACGGGCCUUUUUACUUACCUUUUCUACUGGUUUUAGACUGUACAUAGAUUUUAUUACUUCCCUAUUGAAAUAAAAGCUGAACAGACUG